Messenger RNA from Cricetulus griseus (Chinese hamster), 1554 nucleotides. The record is from RefSeq and is a predicted model, not a curated record. Lineage: Eukaryota; Metazoa; Chordata; Mammalia; Rodentia; Cricetidae.
AUGAUACAAAGUGACAUUCUGCCCAAAAUGUCGGGAAUGAUAAGAAGUUCCGGGCUCAGUCACCACCGGUCUCCGCAGGAAUACAGGCUCCUGCCAACUAUGGGUGACGAUGACCUCCCUGGAGACCUUCAGUCGCUGUCAUGGCUUACAUCCGUGGAUGUGCCUAGGCUGCAGCAGAUGGCAAGUGGACGGAUAGACCUGGGAAGCCCCAGUAUGCCACAUCCACACCCAGGUUCUUUGGCUGGGGCAGCAGACCUAAAUGUGGGUGCCACCUCACACCCCCUGCUCCGUGGCCAGGCUGCCAUGGCCCCCAGAGGCAUGCUGGGUUUGGGCCCCAGAGCUAGCGCUGAGCAAAUGAACUCAUUCCCCAUAGGAGGCCAGUCAGCGUCACCAUCGGGUCUACAGGAAGUGCCACAGCUGUAUUCACCUGCCACCCCACUCCAGUACCCUCUGCCCCCAGGGCCCCAGCAGUGUCCUCCUGCAGGCCUCUAUGGCUCUCCAUUUGCAGCACGGCCUUCCUACCCACAGGCCCACAUGGCAGUGCGCUCACCACAGGACCUGCACCCCAAACACUAUCCCAAACCCAUCUACUCCUACAGCUGUCUGAUUGCCAUGGCCUUGAAGAGCAGCAAGACUGGCAGCCUGCCUGUGAGUGAGAUCUACAGUUUCAUGAAGGAGCACUUCCCCUACUUCAAGACAGCGCCUGACGGCUGGAAGAAUUCGGUUAGGCACAACCUGUCACUGAACAAAUGCUUCGAGAAGGUGGAAACCAAAUCCAGUGGCUCCUCACGCAAGGGUUGCCUGUGGGCCCUGAACCUGGCACGCAUCGACAAGAUGGAGGAGGAGAUGCACAAGUGGAAGAGAAAGGACCUUGCGGCCAUCCACCGCAGCAUGGCCAACCCGGAGGAGUUGGACAAGCUCAUCUCAGACCGGCCAGAAAGCUGCCGGCGUCCUGGCAAGCCAGGAGAACCAGAGGCCCCCAUGCUGACUCAUGCCACCACGGUGGCCAUGGCCCACAGCUGCCUGGGCAUCUCCCAACUCCCACCAAAGCCACUGAUGACCCUGUCCCUGCAAUCAGUCCCCUUGCACCACCAGGUCCAACCCCAGACACACCUGGCCCCAGACUCCCCAGCACCAGCCCAGACCCCACCUCUUCAUGCCCUGCCCAAUCUCAGCCCAGGGCCUCUCCCUCAGCCGGUCAUGGGUAGGCCUCCUGGGGACUUCCUCAACAUCAGCACUGACAUGAACACGGAGGUGGAUGCCCUGGACCCCAGCAUCAUGGAUUUCGCUCUUCAGGGUAACCUUUGGGAAGAGGUGAAGGAGGACAGCUUUAGCCUGGAGACGCUGGGGGCCUUCGGAGACUCCCCACUUGGCUGUGACCUGGGAGCCCCAAGCCUGACCCCUGUCUCCGGCAGUGGUGACCAGUCCUUCCCCGAUGUGCAGGUGACAGGUCUCUAUGCUGCAUACUCCACCCCAGACAGCAUGGCCCCAGCAGUGGCUACCUCUGCUCAGUACCUGGGUACUCCAGGCAAUAAGCCCAUAGCUCUACUUUGA